CAUCCGCACAGCGUCGCUGUGUCAGCUUACAGUGUUUAUCUGUGGCUGUAAUGGCGGCGAUCAGUGUGGAUGCGCCCGCACUGGAGCCAUGCCGUCUCCGAUCCCCGCGUCCAGGCUGCUGCCCAAGGACCUGUUCCCCAGCGUGGACGCGGGAGCCUGCAGCAGCCCGCUCUUCAAACACGGCACAACUCUGCACAUCCCCGCUCCACGGCCUGGCCGCUGCUCCCGGCCCUGGUCCUCGGCGAUUCUGUGGUCGGAGCUGCGGACUGUGGGACCGGUGGGUUCGGGAGGCUUUGGCUCGGUCUUCAGGGCGGAGUACCUGGGUCAGAGCGUGGCACUCAAACGGGUCAACAGGUCUACUAAGAACCGCCUAGCCUCUAGACACAGCUUCUGGGCCGAACUGAACGCGGCGCACCUGCGCCACCGGAAUAUUGCACGCGUUCUCGCUGCCAGCACAUGUGUGCCCGCGGAGCCGGAGUACGAGGGUAGUCUCGGGGGCGUGCUGAUGGAGCUAUGCGUGUCGGACCUACAGCAGAUCAUCUACGGCACUGAUCCCCUGGAGGAGAACCGUUGCUUGCGCUACGCCGAGGACGUGACGCACGGUCUCCGCUUCCUUCACGCGCACGGUGUGCUACAUCUGGACAUUAAACCUGCGAAUCUGCUGCUAUCCCAGGACGACGUGGUCAAGAUAGCGGAUUUUGGCUGCUCCCUGAAGCUGGAGUCCGGGUCAGAGGCUACAGCCGUGAGCCCGCAGCUUAGCCACGUGGGCGGUACAUUUACGCACCGCGCACCAGAGCUGCUCAAAGGCGAGCCCGUUUCAGCCAAAGCGGACGUGUUCUCGUUCGCCAUCACGCUGUGGCAGCUGCUGACCCGCGACCAGCCGUACGUUGGGGACCGGCAGUACGUCAUCUACGCCGUGGUUGCCCACGAGAUGCGGCCGCAGCUUCAGGGUCAUGCGGUUUUCAGCGGAGCGCGUGGACAAAUAUACAGUGCGCUGUUGAAGCGCUGCUGGAGCGCUCAACCCCAGAGUAGACCGAGCUCCGAAGAACUACUGCAGCUGCUGCCCAGGGGCCAGGACACGUGACCACUGUGUCCCGUGGACCUCUGGUUCUGAAUAAGUGAAAGUUACAGACGUUGUUCCGCAGCGCCCCCUAGAGGACUGAUUAUAUCGCGAGACUGGCAAACAUGCACUUUACUGUAUGAUGUUGUUGUAUGUUGUUGUGUUGAGAUGUGACUCUGGUCUUUAAAUGUUUUCAUUAAACUUAUUUUAUAUAUCUUUAGCAGCUCUCAUUGGUUCCUGUAUGUCAUAUAUUGGGCACUGGUACAAACGAGCCAUGUGGAGUUUCUUACAGAUUUAAACUUUAUUGCACAACAUUAUGGCACAGUGUACACAUGGGAGUGCACUGAAAUACACCAGGCAGACA
This is a messenger RNA of Periophthalmus magnuspinnatus, 1424 nucleotides long. RefSeq names its product v-mos Moloney murine sarcoma viral oncogene homolog (gene mos). The coding region runs from base 89 to 1084 and encodes 331 amino acids. Gene Ontology annotation, molecular function: ATP binding; protein kinase activity. The record is from RefSeq and is a predicted model, not a curated record. Gene Ontology annotation, biological process: protein phosphorylation; signal transduction; positive regulation of MAPK cascade. NCBI's taxonomy places the organism in Eukaryota, Metazoa, Chordata, Actinopteri, Gobiiformes, Gobiidae. Gene Ontology annotation, cellular component: cytoplasm. The transcript has a single exon.